Messenger RNA from Trametes versicolor FP-101664 SS1, 558 nucleotides. RefSeq lists its product as uncharacterized. The record is from RefSeq and is a predicted model, not a curated record. The transcript is spliced from 4 exons. Bases 1 to 558 code for a protein of 185 amino acids. Lineage: Eukaryota; Fungi; Basidiomycota; Agaricomycetes; Polyporales; Polyporaceae.
AUGAGCCGGGACGGCAAACUCUCCGCUCCAUGUCGCCUCGCGCUCAAAGGCAUACCCCACGGCGAUCACCAGGAGGUGCGCACUCGGCCCUACACCCUCCCGAAUCCCACGGGCGUCGGCUGCGUCGCAAGUGCGCCGCGUCGUCAGGAUGUAGCCAACGCCGAAAUAAGACACGGCACAGAUAGCUUCCUGACAGCGCUGCCUCGUCGUUUCGGCGAGACGGCACCCGUGCUGCUGCGUCGCAUGCAAGGAAAGGAUGCACAUCGGUCCCUCGCAUACAGCCUUACAGGCGGCCGUCGAGCUCAGAGACCCAGAAGCAGUGCUGCUCGCAAGGCGGCGGCACCGUCCCUGGUCUACCGUCUAGAGAAGACACUCGGUCUGGUGCGAUCUACGGAGCGCCGACCAAGCGAAUCGAGUGCUGUGCACCGCGGACGUGUCCUCGAUUCUCCAGACGACGCUUGCGCGGCUGCCUGGAGAUCGUUGUUGUGUAUCUUGGAUCUGUGGUUCCUGGAUCGUCUACUCGACUCCCCGCCUUUCCUCACGCUUCCGAGUGCCUAG